Aspergillus calidoustus is the source of this 267-nucleotide messenger RNA. Lineage: Eukaryota; Fungi; Ascomycota; Eurotiomycetes; Eurotiales; Aspergillaceae. The record is from the annotation of a GenBank genome assembly.
AUGCCCCGACUCGCCACUUUUGCGUAUACCAACAUCGAUUACUGCUGCCAGUGGGGCCCUCCGGACGACUACCCAAUCUUCAGCUUCACGAACGAUCGAGCAACCCGAACAAUUACCGUACAGUGGAUAUCAAUUACCGGAUACAAGCCAGGCAAGAGAGUGGCAAAUGCUUGGGGAUUCCGACUGUCAGAUAUGACCGUCAAGUACGACGGCCCCAAGGUAACGUCUAGAAUCGAGCUGUCGGUUUGGCCACCGACGAAGACCUGA